Thrips palmi is the source of this 872-nucleotide messenger RNA. RefSeq names its product LIRP (gene Ilp4). Gene Ontology annotation, molecular function: hormone activity. Gene Ontology annotation, cellular component: extracellular region. The record is from RefSeq and is a predicted model, not a curated record. Lineage: Eukaryota; Metazoa; Arthropoda; Insecta; Thysanoptera; Thripidae. The transcript has 3 exons. Bases 97 to 552 code for a protein of 151 amino acids.
GGACCACUCUGGGGCUGGUCUCCACCCGAGCCGCCUGCUCCCUCAGCUCCUGCCCCCGGCCUCCGCCACGGACUCACUACCGUCGGUUCCCUCGAGAUGUGGUGCGUCGAGGGAGUGACAUCGGUGCGGCUGGGGCUACUGCUGGUGGCCAUGCUCGCCUGCUUGUCGUACGCGGAGCGGCAGCAGUUCUGCGGCAAGGCCCUGCCCCAGAUGCUCAGCCUCGUCUGCAACGGCUGCUACAACACGCGCGACAAGAAGUACAUCCACUCCGCCAUCGACGACAGCUACUGGGCGUGGGCCAGCCUGCCCAAGACGGCGGUGGGCCGGCCGGACGGUCGGCAGGACGGCCGGCAGGACGGCGGCGAGGACCUGGAGGACGUGGAGGAGUCCGAGCACCAGCCGCCGUUCCGGGACCGCCUCCGCGCCGCCGACAUGAUCGGCGACACGUUCCGGCGCUUCACGCGCGGCGUGGCGGACGAGUGCUGCCACAAGCAGUGCAGCAUGGCGGAGGUGGUCAACUACUGCUGCGACAAGACGCGCCGCAGCUUCUGAGGCAAGGACGCCUUUCGCUCGGCGGACGCUCUAUCGACGGGACAACACCUGGCGUUUACUUCGCCUUUGUAGUCGUAUUUACUGUAAAAAAAUACUUAUACAUUCCUGUGGAGUGUCUUUUCUUCUUAUUUUGUAUUAUUUUGGCAAACACUGCGAAACAGUGACGACGGUUCCUAAAUGGCUGCUCUUUACUUAAUGCCGAUUCAUCACAUUGUUUUAAAAUUGGAAACGGGAUAAUUGACACAUUGCGCUCUUGAUCAUAUGAAAGAAAUAACUACUGUCCAAUCGAACAAAACGAAAUACACAGAUUGUGAACCGUC